Molecule: messenger RNA, 2541 nt
Organism: Macrosiphum euphorbiae (potato aphid)
Lineage: Eukaryota; Metazoa; Arthropoda; Insecta; Hemiptera; Aphididae
Source: the annotation of a GenBank genome assembly
AUGCCGCGUUUCGAAGUCGUCACCAAUCGGUAUGGAAGCAUUAUCGACGUACGAGAAUGCGCCGACGAAGCGUACGAGAUGUCGCAGGAGUCUCAAAGUCCACUAGGCCAAUGGAGCAACAAAUACAGUUCCGUGUUGGCCACGCUUGGCUGUACUUUGGGAGCCUUUAACAUCAGUCGGUUCGCAAUACUCGCAGUACAAUUUGGAGCCAACUUUAUACUACAGUUCCUAGUGUUAUCGUUGCUAGUCGGCAUACCUCUGUUCACGUUUCACAGUUCGCUCGGUCAAUUACUAGGCGCCGGGGUCAUGGACAUGUGGAGGAUAUCACCGAUAUUCAAGGGGAUCGGCAUCGCACUGCUCCUGGCCCAGGCGUUCAUCGGCACAUACACCGUGAUUGGCAUCUCGUGGAUGUUCACAUAUUUUCGCGAUUCGUUCAUCACGAAACAAGACGUUUACCGUUGGGCAGAACCGAUCGAAGAGUACAAAGAAGACGGCAUGCCCUGGACUUUGUCUUCAAAUGUCAGCUACAACAUCGAAGAGACUGUACCGGGUUACUUUAAUGGCAUAGUUCUGCAGAGAAAGUACUUGGAAAAACUCGAGAUGAACGACAACUCUUUGAAGUUGCCCGUAGUUAUCAACCUGACGAUCAUAUGGACAAUAGUGUUCAUAUGCUUAAGUAAAGGUCUGAAGUCGUACAGUAAGGUGAUAUGCAUAUUCUCACUGGUACCGGUUUUCGGUAUGUUCAUGUUGUGCACGAAGAUGUUGGGUUUAGCGCCAAUGAUCGGGUUCCAGCAUCACGACAUUUUUCCGGAAACGGAUUGGAGCGAGUUUUUUCUCAACACCAAGAGUUGGGUGGCGGCGUUCACCGAGACGUUCCUCACGUGGGGAAUACUCGGCGCGUGCACAAUGCAAAUCACUUCGCACAAUCGGCCGAAGCAUUUGCUGCACAGAGACGCUUCGUUAGUGAUCAUCCUAACAAUAGCCGUACUCGUAUUGGCCGCGUUUUUAGCCAACACGUGCGUCCAUCUCCUCGAAGCCCACGGAUACAUGUACCUGCCCAGUUCUUUCGAACGGAUGAGUUCCUAUACGUUUCUGUUCAAGCAGAAUUCCGCUCAGGCCCGCAAACACUUGACGCCCGUGCGAUGGAUGCAGCACAGCAGUCUGUUCAUGGGCGAGAGGACGAUGAAGAACAACGUGCCGGGGAUGCCGCAGGAGAGCGGAUACCAGGCCAUGCGUUUGGCGACCGAACUGUUUCCGGCCACGUUCGCCAUGAUCGGCGCCAAGAACAUCUCGCCAUUCUGGUCCGUCCUGUUUUAUUUCGUGCUCAUCAUGUUUGGCAUUGGACAACAAAUCGCGAUAUGGCACUGCGUUGUCAGCGGCAUCAUAUCUUUGCAUCCGUUCAAGCUGAGGAAAUGGCGCACAACGAUCACGUUUCUGUCGUGUGCGGCUGCUUUUUCGAUCGGUCUAUUUAUGGCGACUGAACUGGGCAUUUUCAUCGUGUACUUGAUGGACUACUGCGUUGGAUGCGGUUGGUGGAUAAUGAUAUUGUAUUUGCUGGAAAUCGGAGCCUUGUUCAUGGUGCGCGGUCGUCCAUACAGCGGCGAGACGGUAGUGGCAACGCUGUUUUCGCAGGCCAACCAUCACCUUCAGGUGUGGAUGGCGCCGAUGCUGUCGUUCGACUGGAACAUCGUCGUGCCAGUGGCUCUCAUCCUACUCAGCACGUCCGUGUUCAAAAACGGAGGAUACCGGUGGCUGUACAACUGGAAAAGCGUGUCUCAGUCCACGUAUUGGUCGUCGUCCAGCCGGGAGUUUGGCUGUUUGCUGCAGAUCGUUCCUCUGCUCAUCGUCCCGUUCGCCGGAAUCGUGCAGACUUGCCGGUACCUGGCCACCGGACCCCCGGACUUGUUCGACCGGAUCCAGAUGCUGUACCGGCCAGUGAUCGAGACCCGCAGGCCACCGGAAAGCGGAGAGGCGACGUCCGAGGCGGGCGUGAACGGCUCAGCGGCCGUGCAGAUCGAAGACCCGCCGCCCAAGUACACGCCGCCGCCGUCAUAUUCCACGGCCACCGGAGCAAGAAUCGCAAAAAUGUUGCGGCAGAGCAUCCGGCGGAGCGUGCGCAGGUUGGCGCACGUACUCGGCAACCACCAUCAGUCGGCGAUACUCGGUGAGUCUUCUUCGUCGUCUUCGUCGGCCGCCGCGCGUACCGUCCAAGCGGCGGCGGCGGCGGCGACGACGUCUUCGCACCACCAUCAGCAGACCACUGUCCUCUCGGGGACGACGCAACUGCCGGCGACGGACGUCCAACAAACUUCGGCCGCGUCGUCUCCGCCGCCCGACUACACGACCGUGCUGGUCGAGAUGAACAGGGACGACGACGACGCAGUUUCCGUCACGCGGACCGUUUGCGGCGAAUCGUCGUCCGCGUCCAGCCUGUCCGACGAGCAGAGCACCAGCAUCGAGUGUCUGAUGGAACGGGCCGCGCCCAUCAACGUGGACAGGACAGGACCGGUAGCAUCUACGGCGGCGGCGGCGUCGCAGUAG